AUGGCUGAAUCGACAACAUCCAAGACGGAAGAUGGUAUUCCAUCGGUAAUGACAGCUGCUCAGCAGAAUAGCUAUGGUGAAGCACGUGAUGUCAUCACUCUCCGAUCGGAUGUGCUUGUUCCUCGGCAACUAUCAUGUAAUCAAGUUCUUGUACGAGUUCACGCCGCUUCAAUCAAUCCGAUCGAUUGGAAAUUGUUAAAUGGCAAUAUGUCUCAUGUCAAUCGAUAUUCGUUUCCUCACAUACCUGGCAAUGAUGUUGCUGGAGUCGUGGUCAAUGUUGGUUCGUCAGUAAAACGUUUGAAAAUCGGCGACAAAGUCUACGGAAAUCUUAGCGGCGAUGGUGGUACCUAUGCUGAAUUUGUACGUGGAAAUGAGUCAAAAUUUGCUCUUAAGCCAAAUAAUUUAACGAUGAUAGAAGCAGCAGCGGUGCCUUUGGCAUGUGAAACAAGCUAUCAGGUAUUGUUCAAUAAAGCAUCGCCUCCUAUUGGACCGGGAAGUAAGGUAUUCGUGUGUGGAGGUGCUACAGCUACAGGUUGGUAUGCCAUUCAAAUGGCCAAAGCAGUAGGUGCUCAUGUGGCAACAACAUCUUCACAAAGGAACUUUGGUUUGCUGGAAAAGCUUGGUUAUAAAAUUGUUCAAGAAAGUGAUGAAACAAAAGACGAUCCACAACAAUUGUUUGUCAUUGAUUACAAUAGCAAAGAUUUUGGCCAAGUACUACAAGAUAAAAAUUAUGAUCUAGUAUACGAUUGUGUCGGUGGUGAACAACAGUGGGUAGCUGCCCAACGGAUACUCAAACGGGGAGGUCAGUUUGUUACAAUAGCGGGUGAUGAUCCAGAAGCUAGUGUUUCAUUGAAAUCGGCGUUAACAAUGGGAACCCAUAUAAUGUCACGAAAAUUGGGUUCCGUCUUCUGUUCGUCACAUCAUUCGUAUAUUUUUCAUUUACUUCAUACAUCCCAUCAAGAAUUGGAUGAUAUACGCACGAAAUAUUUGGAAACAGGCAAAGUCAAACCACUAAUUGAUACAGUUUUUGAUUGGCAAAAAGAUGGCGUCGAAGCAAUUUAUAAAUUAUAUGAAAAAUCAAAGAGUGGCAAAGCACAAGGAAAACUGAUCUUGAAAAUUACUGACGAACAAUAA
Molecule: messenger RNA, 1134 nt
Organism: Rotaria sordida
Lineage: Eukaryota; Metazoa; Rotifera; Eurotatoria; Philodinida; Philodinidae
Source: the annotation of a GenBank genome assembly